Molecule: messenger RNA, 888 nt
Organism: Aspergillus puulaauensis
Lineage: Eukaryota; Fungi; Ascomycota; Eurotiomycetes; Eurotiales; Aspergillaceae
Exons: 2
Coding region: 1-888 (295 amino acids)
Source: RefSeq, a predicted model, not a curated record
AUGGACCUUCCCCCACCAUCAUACGAAGAUGCGAUCCGGCAAGGGCCCGGAAAUACCCCAGGCGACAACCACAACCACAACCACGGCGACAGUCAAGGACGACUUCGUCUAGAACUCCAAGGCACCUCGAUCCGCGAUCUAUCGACCGGACAGGUCUUAUACAGACUAAGCCGGUCGGUGACGAGUUUACCAAAACCCGGACCAAACAGUUCGUCCUCGGUGACCUUCGAACGGGUAGAAUACAACAAUACUCCACCAGAAGCUAAAAGCACUGGCAUACACAAAGACGAUUCAAAAUCAGAGCCAGAUCCAGAGUCCCAACCACAGAAUAAACACCUCUUCUACCUCGUGCACCCGCGCGACGCGCAAUACCGGCGCGACACCCCAGCAUACUACAUAACAUGCCUCUCCGCCUCCCCGGACAAAAUGGAAGGCAACAUGCAGUUCGAAACGCGCGGGACAGUCCUGCACGGGACGGAAUUCCAGGCUCUGCUUAGUCGCGGGCGCACGUGGGAACAUAAACCACUUUUCGCGAUGGGUGGGAAGGUCCCGCUGUUCAGUGCGCGACGGGAGGGGCUGGUGGGUGGGCAGUAUACGUGGAGAGAGGACUCUGGGAAGGAAGUCGGCCAUGAGUCUGCUCGGAACGGGGAAUCGCGUGGGCUUGUUAUUACGAGUCCGAUGGAGCAGGAGAGGAGGGAUGCGUUGGUGGCGCUGUGGGCGUUGAGGGUUUGGUAUGAGGUUGCUGAGAGUCCAAAGGCGAAGCGGGAAGAGUUGGAACGGAUGACACCAGCCUCGGCCUUUUCAAAUCACAGUGGAUUUCCAAGGAAAGCCGGGGCUCUUGGUGCUCUUGGGGCUUUGGGAGCGGCUGGCGGUGGGGGUGGUUGUUGA